AUGAGAGCUGCGGCUGUGGGGCCCGGAGCGGCGUGUGUCCGGCCGCUGCUCCCGCUGCUGCUGCUGCUGCUGGCUCUGACCUCCAGAACACUGUGGGCUUCACCGCUGGACCCUGAGGUUUUUCUGGAAAAGUAUGGCUACCUCCACGAAGACGAGCACAUCCAUAAUGCCGUGGAGAUGCAGACGGCUCUUCGGGAGUUCCAGUGGCUGUCUCGCCUUCCCGUCACUGGCAGACUUGACAGCGCCACCUUGAGGCGGAUGGCCGAGCCUCGCUGUGGGGUUUCGGAUGAGGGCAGUCACCAGGUCUGGGCAGAGAGAAUCGACGCCGUGUUCACCGGGAAACGAGCGGCGCUGAGAGAGAACCGUCGCAGAAAACGCUCUUCUACUCCAGGUACGGGUUUGCCACAGACAGACAUGACCGCACUGUUUGGUUUGGUGUGGAGGGGUAAUCUGGUAAUGAGGCUGGUUCUGUGGGAGGGGCCGUCUUUGUGA
Molecule: messenger RNA, 492 nt
Organism: Knipowitschia caucasica
Lineage: Eukaryota; Metazoa; Chordata; Actinopteri; Gobiiformes; Gobiidae
Source: the annotation of a GenBank genome assembly